Salvelinus sp. IW2-2015 is the source of this 1747-nucleotide messenger RNA. RefSeq lists its product as uncharacterized. The record is from RefSeq and is a predicted model, not a curated record. NCBI's taxonomy places the organism in Eukaryota, Metazoa, Chordata, Actinopteri, Salmoniformes, Salmonidae.
ACCUUUUGUAUAAGCUGAGUCUGACUAAUUAUUAUUAUACCCAUGGUCUUACACACCUCGGGAAUUGGUCAGAGCUAUUGAUUGAUUGUUAUUAUCAUUGGGAUUGGAAAUUCUCUUAUCAGUAACCUAAUGAUGUCUGUAGUAAUGGUUUCAAACCUUUUUUUAUGCAGGCAAAAUGGCAGAGUCCAGUGUUCAUAGUAAUCCAAGGAUAAGAAAAUUCUUCACUGUUGUCAGUGGCAAUACCUUGGAUUCUCAUAAGGACUUUUUGGAACAACUCACCAAGCAACAAGACUUUACUCAAGUGUGGACCCUGGAGAAGAGUGAUGUCAUCAUAACUUUCUGUCCUAUCGUCAGUCGUGCUGGGACUGAUAUUGAAGCAGCACUGCAGAAGAUCCCAACUGGUAAACGUGUUGUUUUGGUGGUGCUGCAUCAUACCUUCAACCCAGACUGCACAGUACCUGACAGUAGCAGACUGGUGACCAGAGAUGAUAUUCUAACAGUGGACUGUUUGUUCCAUGAGAACCAGGGACUACUGAACUGUCCUCGCAAUAAAGAAGCAGUCCGUACGAUUUGGAGCCAUCUGAACAUACAGCCAAAGAAUAAGAACAUCACAGAAAGUUGGCGUGAGCUGACGAAGAGUAAGAAGCAAGUGGGUCCACUGAAAAAAGAACAACGGGAACAAAAAUGUCAGCAAUGUGUACAUAAGGACGGACUACUAAAGCAGAUGGAUGAACUAAACAGAAAACAAGAUGAUAUGUUAAAAGUGAACGAAAAACAACUAGAAGAGAAGGAGAAUCAGAUAAAGCAAAGUGACAGACAAACGGAGGUUACAAACAAUAAAAACAAAAAACUUGAACAACAGGUACUUGAUCUGAAGAUCGAAGUAGAGAGACUGAGUAGCAAGGUCUCAGCACAGACGACUGAUUCUGCGCCUAAACCCGAAGAAUCAGUUGACGGGAUGGAAUGCACAGGAUAACGAGCAGCGGUAGAUCCUUUGUUUGGGUUUUCGUCACUGAUUAUUUGGAUGUACCAGGAUUGGGCGAAGGUGGUGCUUAAACUUUGACUGCUCUGUGCAUGUGGAGGGGCGGGGGGGUUUAACAAGUGACAUCAAUAAGGGAUCAUAGCUUUCACCUGGAUUCACCUGGUCAGUCUAUUAAUGUUUAGUAUACUGACCAUUUUAUUCCAAAACAGUCAUAUCGUUGUGAUGUGAAACUUCAGACACUUUAUGCUGAUCAAAAUAAUGUUUUAGUUUCAAAAUGCUAACAUAAGCGUUUCUUGGUAGUGACUUUUCUACCAAAACCAAAGUGGGGAUUGUAGUCAAUCCCCGAGCUGACAAGGUACAAAUCUGUCGUUCUACCCCUGAACAAAUGCAGAUCCUAGGCCGUCAUUGUAAUUAAGCAUUUGUUCUUAACUCAUUUGCCUAGUUAAAUAAAGGUUAAAUAAUGUCAUACAGUAAAUUCUCAUGUAUUCCCAUUUAAUCAUGUGUUACCCAUAAAGAAUAUAUUCUACAGGUACAUAUAACACAAUGUGAAUAUGGUCAUGGACUUGUACCAUUUUAAGAUGGAAAAAAUAAUCUGUACAUUUGUUUAUUGUUGUUCAGUAAACUUUUGUUUUGAUCAGAGUUGCACUAAUGUGUCAUACUCUCCUGAUGUCUAUGAGGAAUGAACUUAAAUCUAAAAAAAAUGAUGUUAUCACGUGAGCCUAAUCAGCCUUGUCUUUGGAUAAUAAAAUGCAUUAUGAAAUUAAA